AUGAACCCCAACGAUACAGCGCAGCAGCUGCUGCAAAACGAAAAGUUCCUGGAGCUCUUCCAACGAGCACUCGGCGGCGACGGCGGCAGCGGAGAUGUUGCUGAUAUGCUCAAGUCAAUGCCGAAGGAAAGUGAUCCAAAGCGGGAGGAGUGGCUGCGCACCCUACAGUCACGACUGCAGCAGGAAACUGCCAAGGAGGCGAAAAAGGACCUGGAGCAGGUGCACAGCGAUGAGUAUGGUCAGUGGAUGUUUGUGUUGCCGGACCCCGGCUUCUGCAUCAAGACGAACGUCGCCGGUGGGGUGAAGGUAUUUAUUAACGUAUGCCAGCACCCACGCAUCGGGGAGCCGGUGCCGAUGGAGCCAGAUAAGGAAAACGCCGGUCAGGAGGACUCGGCGGAGAUGCGCUACCGCAUCCCGAUCAGCUGCGGCCAAGCGCGGCCCGGCCAGGAUAAAUGUGGAAACCCCUGCAAAGUGUACGACGUCAUCGUCAACCCGUCGACCAUUCAGCGCUGCGGCAACGAUCACGAAUUCCGCCGUUUCGUGGCAGCGCUGUGCAUGCAGUGGAUCAAGCAGAAAUCAGAGCCCACCCUGAACGCUGACGAGUUCCGAAACCUCAACUUCAAGUGCAAAGGCACGCUUGAGCCGCAGCGCAUUCGCCUCUCGGCGCAGCCGAAGGAGCACAAUGCGAUGGGGGACGAGAUCCGCCUGCCGACCGCCGCGGGCAGCGCCACAGCGCCGUCGCAGGUGAUCGGCUCACAGGGAAACGGCAAGCUAAUCCAGGAAGUGCUUCCACCCAACACCACCAACGCGAGCCCGUCUGCGACAGCGAUGGGCACGGCGACGCCUGGCACCGCUGCGUUGAAGCUGGAACCAGCCGUCAAGAGUGUGACGGCCGAGGGCGCGUACAACUGGACCUUGCACAAGAGACCUGCGUCCAACCCGUACUUUAAGGAGAACGUGCCCGCUCACUUCGUCAUCGCGCUCCACCUGCCAGGAGUCCAGACAAUCCGAGAGGUUGACGUGCGCAUCGGCCACCGGCGAGUGGACUGCUACUACAUUGACGAGGUGGCCGAUGGUCAGGAGGAUGACGCAAGGGCGGCUGCAUCCGCUGGAGGUGAUGAAGGUGGGACAGUUGUGUCCAAGAAAGGCUCUGGCGCCUCGCCAUUUCUCUCUUUAACCCUCGACUACCCCGUCUCCGAUGACGUGAUGGAGGCCAAGUACGUCCGGAAGACGUCACUGUUGAAGCUGAAGCUGGCGGUGCAGCUACCCGACGAAACGCAGGCUCCUGCUACUCGCCCGGAGCGUGAUGUGACAGAGGUAGAAGAGGAGGAGCAGGAGCGCGAACAUGCGGCACGUGAAAAGGAGCGGGCCGCCGCCAAGGCACGCAAUGAGCGUCAACGGCAGGAGGAGGCCGCGGUGAUGGCAGAGCGGCGGAGCUACGUGGAAAAUUUGUCCAUGAUGCAAUCUGGUGAUAUCCCGCCCAUUAUUCGGGAUGAAGUGAAUCAGCUGCCGCGCGAGCAGCUGCCGGGCAUGCUUCACCGAUUGGAGGGGCGAAUCCGUAAAGGUGACUCUGUAGAUGCGUUACUGGACAAGUUGCCGGAACCGAUGCUGGAUGCGCUGAUCGACUACAUUCGCGAGAAACUGUCGCUAGAGCCCCGCCCGCGGACGGUGCCGGCUGCGAAAGGAAAAUACAAGGCAGCAUCUCCCUCGGACUCGCAUCAAGCGAAUUCCGCUUCUCCCGUUUCACUGUCGGCAGCCUUGGCUGCCGACGCUGAGCUCUCCAACAAGAAGGCAUCACCGGAGAGCCAGACCGCAAUGCAAGAGUUUAACGUGACGAAGCAGUCCGAGGCGCUCUUCGGCGUUGCCUUUCACAACCGGUACCUCUUUGCACUUGAUUGA
Leishmania braziliensis MHOM/BR/75/M2904 is the source of this 1899-nucleotide messenger RNA. RefSeq lists its product as hypothetical. The coding region runs from base 1 to 1899 and encodes 632 amino acids. The transcript has a single exon. Lineage: Eukaryota; Euglenozoa; Kinetoplastea; Trypanosomatida; Trypanosomatidae. Gene Ontology annotation, cellular component: cytoplasm. The record is from RefSeq and is a predicted model, not a curated record.